AUGACUGGUGACCGACAAAAACCUUAGCUUCGGAUCAGACCUCAAAGCCAACCAAUUCUCUCUCUCUCUCUCUCUCUCUCUCUCUCUCUCUCUCUCCAUUUUCUUAACUCAACCCAAAAAUACAACAGCUCUACUCAACACACAAAAGUAAAGAAAAAGAGCCGUUUCUCUCUGUUUCCUUUCUGUCACACACACUCUCUCUAUAGCUUCUGGUUUCCUCUUCUUCUUCUUCUUCCUUUCUCUCUCUUUGUGAUAAUGUAAAUCGAGGAAAAGCUAAGGAGAAAAAUUUUGGCUUUAAAUUUGUGAAAAACACUCUAAAGUGUUGGAAGAAAUGCCUUCCCUGAGUUUUUUUACUGUGCUUCUCAUCCACAUUGGCUUGUUUGUGAGCUUUUCUUCUGCUGAGGAUCCAAAUAUUUUCUAUAACUUUGAGGUCUCAUAUAUUACUGCUUCUCCUCUCGGUGUCCCUCAACACGUAUGCUUCUUCUCUAGCUGCAUUCUCUCUUUCUCUAGAUUAUUUACUUUCUCUCACUACUUUAAGGUUAUUGCCAUUAAUGGCAAGUUCCCAGGUCCAACUAUUAAUGUGACAACUAACAACAAUGUCAUUGUUAAUGUUCGGAACAAAUUGGACGAGAAUCUCCUCAUGACCUGGGCCGGAAUUCAGCAACGGCAUAGUUCAUGGCAAGAUGGGGUUCUCGGAACCAACUGUCCAAUUCUGCCAAAGUGGAAUUGGACUUAUAAUUUUCAGGUUAAGGAUCAGGUUGGGAGCUUCUUUUACUUCCCGUCCCUUAAUAUGCAGAGAGCGUCUGGAGGAUUUGGCGGAUUUAUUAUUAAUAACCGGGCUAUAAUUCCAAUUCCUUUUGCAAACCCGGAUGGUGAUAUUACUAUCUUGAUUGGUGACUGGUACACAAAGAACCAUACGGCUUUGAGGAAGAUGCUUGAUGAGGGGAAAGACCUUGGGAUGCCCGAUGGCGUUCUUAUCAAUGGGAAAGGGCCUUACCAAUACAACACUACACUUGUUCCCGAUGGCAUUGAAUACGAAACACUUGAAGUACAUCCAGGGAAAACUUACCGUCUUCGCAUACACAAUGUUGGGAUCUCAACUACUCUAAAUUUCAGGAUCCAGAACCAUAAUCUGCUUCUAGCAGAGUCAGAGGGCUCAUAUACAGUGCAACAGAAUUAUACAAGCUUAGACAUACACGUUGGACAAUCUUAUUCUUUUCUAGUAACCAUGGAUCAGAAUGCAAGUUCUGAUUAUUACAUUGUAGCGAGUGCUAGAUUUGUCAAUGAGUCAAAUUGGAAAAGAGUUACUGGAGUUGGGAUCCUGCACUAUACUAAUUCCAAAGGAAAGGCAGCUGGCCCCCUUCCAGUGGGACCACAAGAUGAAUUUGAUAAAACAUACUCAAUGAACCAGGCAAGAUCUAUCAGAUGGAAUGUAUCAGCUAGUGGUGCACGUCCUAAUCCACAGGGGUCUUUCAGAUAUGGAUCAAUCAAUGUAACUGAUGUUUAUGUGUUGAAAAAUAAGCCACCUGUAAUGAUCAAUGGGAAACGGCAAGCAACACUCAGUGGAAUCUCAUUUAAAAAUCCUUCCACACCAAUCAGGCUAGCUGAUUGGUUCAAAGUGAAGAAUGCUUAUACGCUUGACUUCCCAACGAGGCCACUUACAGGGGCACCAAAACUGGAAACUUCUGUGAUCAAUGCAACAUUUAGAGGAUUUAUAGAAAUCAUACUGCAGAACAACGACACCAAAAUGCAGAGCUACCAUGUGGAUGGAUAUGCAUUCUUUGUUGUCGGGAUGGACUACGGUGAGUGGACAGAGAAUAGCAGGGGUACAUAUAAUAAAUGGGAUGGAAUAGCCCGGUCCACAGUACAGGUUUAUCCUGGGGCAUGGUCAGCCAUCUUGAUUUCUCUUGACAAUGUUGGAAUCUGGAACAUUAGAACUGAAAACCUUGACUCAUGGUAUCUUGGCCAAGAAACUUAUAUGCGGGUUGUCAAUCCGGAAGCGAAUAACAAAACUGAGCUGCCCAUACCAGACAAUUCUCUAUAUUGUGGUGCCCUCGACAAAUUGCAGAAGCCGCAAGAUAUCUCUUCUGCAACAUCAAUCACCGCCACUAGAUCAAAAAUUUUCUUCGUGUUGCUGAUGAUCAUCUACACUUUGGUUCCCUUUUUCCACUAAUGGUUUUGGUUUUCCGUGGCUGUGUCCCAGAUAUGUUUUCUUGGAGCAUGGUUUCUUAGUGAGAGAGGCUUGCGGUUGAGUGUUGUUUAGGUUUGUAAGAUUAGUCUUGUUGAUAAGAAUCUUCAGUAAGUUUGACUUGCUUUUCUCACUCUUUUUUUUGGGUACGCUGUCGAUGCACCACGGCUUCUUCGUUUAAUUUAUUGGGAUUAUGAUUUUUUUUUUUUUUUUUUGUGGUCAAGUAUUUAUGAUUCUUUUGUUACCUAUAACUUGUGUAAUGUUGACAAUGAACUCAUCAAUUCAAAUACAAUGCAACUUCCUACCUUAAUUCCUUUGA
Molecule: messenger RNA, 2507 nt
Organism: Malus domestica (apple)
Lineage: Eukaryota; Viridiplantae; Streptophyta; Magnoliopsida; Rosales; Rosaceae
Product: monocopper oxidase-like protein SKU5
Cellular component (GO): plasma membrane
Molecular function (GO): copper ion binding; oxidoreductase activity
Source: RefSeq, a predicted model, not a curated record